Messenger RNA from Candidula unifasciata, 612 nucleotides. The record is from the annotation of a GenBank genome assembly. Lineage: Eukaryota; Metazoa; Mollusca; Gastropoda; Stylommatophora; Geomitridae.
AUGGGCAGCUUGAAGAGUCUUAUCACCAGAGGUUCUGUCCUAUUUUUAACCGGAGUUUUCUUUGCCUUAGUGCUCAACCUGCUUCAGGUUCAGAGACAGGUAACCGUCUUUCCCCCAGAAGUUCUGGCCAGUUUGUUCUCCUCCGCCUGGUGGAUACCUCCAAGUUGUGGCACUGCUGCAGCUGCUAUUGGGUUAUUGUAUCCAUGUCUAGACAAGAGAGUUGGACGUCUUCCAGAUAAGGCGGAGUGGAGCAAUGUAAUGAGAUGCAUAGUCGUCUUUGUUGGAAUCAAUCAUGCUAGUGCUAAAAUUGAUUUUGCCAAUCACAUCCAACUAUCAACAAGCCUGGCAGCAAUGUCUAUUGGGUUAUGGUGGCUAUUUGAUAGAUCCAAGUCAGGCUUCGGACUUGGUCUCAGUGUUGCCUUUAUUGCCACAUUUAUUUCUCAAGUUCUAGUCUACAACGAAGUGUACAGAUAUACAGAACCAGAUUUCCUCUUUGUUCGGUCAUGGCUGCCAUGUAUUUUCUUCGCAGGCGGAAUCACGAUGGGGAAUAUUGGCAGACAACUUGCAGUUUAUGAUAGUGAUUCAUCGAAUGAAAGACUUAAGGAUGACUAA